GUUACCACCAUUAAGUCGAGGCUAGCCAUCUUUUGGCGGAUCACUCGAAGGAGCAAGGAGAAGUAGCGGCCAUAUUUUGGAAAAUCAAGCGCAAAAUGAGUGGUGAAAAUGAACCCAUGGACAAACCGCAGUUGACAGAGGAGGAAAAAUUCAAGGCAAAGUUUCCAAAUCGAAAGCCAAAUACAACAGACUUGAUGAGAAAAAGACUACAAAAAGGAGGGGUUAAAUACUUCGAUUCUGGUGAUUACGCUAUGGCAAAGAGCACCGAAAAGAAAGGCCCCAUUGCUAAACCAAGACCAAACGUCGACGUCUUAGGGGUCGGAAGAGGAAUACCAACUCCAGAUAAGAUUCCCCAUCGAAAAACAUCAGUACCUAUUCAAGAACAUGGCGUCCAAAGUUCGACACACCCUGAACACCCACACACAAGUUGAAAAUAAAACCCAUCCAUUCUCCACUUUUAACAAAACAAAAUUAAAAGUUCUUCAAGCAAAGGGGUCUUAGACAAAAUGUUCUGGCUGUUGCAGAUGCUGUAUGUAAAGCUUUGUUAAUACUAGUGCCAGUGCUCUGUCAGUGUUGCUGUAUAUGACCAAACCAGUUUGAAAUUCAUUGGUUGAAUUUGAAAACUUAAUGGGCCACAAAGUAAUGAGUCCUAAGAUAUUGUGCAGCAUGUUUGAGGGCUAUUCAUUCUUAUGGCACCACAAAAACUUUGAGACUUUAUUGCUUUUGUCAAUCAAUUAAAAUAGUAAUUCAAACCAUUAUAAAUGUUAUGGUUGAAAUCCAAAAAUAUGCAAUAAAAUGAAUAAUAUCUUGAGUUGCAAGAAAUUAAAAUAUUUUUAUAGUAAAAUCACUGAAAAACUUUCUGCAUUGUAUUUGCUUUAUUCCUGUUCUCACAAUUUGUGACCCAGUAGGUUUUUUUUAAAUUUAGAGGACUGUAUGUUUGCAUGACCAUGAUACAAAUUGUUCAUUUAGGUCUACCCUACUUGCUUGGUUACUUCUGAGGAUACAAUUUUUGCUGGACAUUUCUAGCACUAAAAUUUUGCCUUUGAUUAAUGCAGUAUUUCAUUGUUUAAUGCAUCCAUUGGGGGUUGAAAAUGCUGUGUAAUCUAAAAUGGUAAAGCAUUAGACCCAAGGUACCACAGUUUUUCAUGGCUAAGCACUGGUCAAGACAUCAGUUGUGACAUGGAAAUUGGGCAAUAGACUGCUGUCAAUCAGAGUAUGUAAAUGUACUCAAUAGGCCCUUUGCAGCUAAGCAAUCACGUGCUGAUUAAUUCACUGAGAGCAAAUGAAUGAACAUCUUGAUUCCAAUGG
Messenger RNA from Actinia tenebrosa (Australian red waratah sea anemone), 1308 nucleotides. Its product is annotated as alpha-endosulfine. NCBI's taxonomy places the organism in Eukaryota, Metazoa, Cnidaria, Anthozoa, Actiniaria, Actiniidae. Gene Ontology annotation, cellular component: cytoplasm. Gene Ontology annotation, molecular function: protein phosphatase inhibitor activity. The record is from RefSeq and is a predicted model, not a curated record.